Molecule: messenger RNA, 3650 nt
Organism: Mastomys coucha (southern multimammate mouse)
Lineage: Eukaryota; Metazoa; Chordata; Mammalia; Rodentia; Muridae
Gene: Tspan5
Product: tetraspanin 5
Exons: 8
Coding region: 933-1655 (240 amino acids)
Biological process (GO): regulation of vascular endothelial growth factor signaling pathway; protein localization to plasma membrane; protein maturation
Cellular component (GO): membrane
Source: RefSeq, a predicted model, not a curated record
AAUAACGUUUCUUGGAAUUGGACUGUGGGCGUGGAAUGAAAAAGGAUCCUGUUGACCAAGUUUCUGUAUCUCCACACUUGCUGACAUGGCCUUCCAUCUCCGAGCACAUGGUAGACUCUUGGAUCUCUGCCCAGUAGCCUCUCCCUGUAGUCGGGCUGUGGACUGUCACUGAAUCUGGCUCCAAAUGCCCACAACUGACAGAGGCCUUGGCAUCUCUACUUGAGGCUGCAGACUACAACAAGAUAACACACUGUGGACUAAAUGACUGAUGAUAGCCCUUCGUCCCUCACCGUCCCGAAGGCUGGCUGUCUAGAUCGAGGCCCUAGCCGGUUCCAUUCCAAGAGAAGGCUGUCUGUCAUCUUGGUCUGCAGAUGGAUGAUGAGUCCUCACUGCAUCCGCACAGGGCAGGAUGAGAGAGGGCGGGCUCUGCUCUCUACCUCUUCUCACAAGGACCCCUUCCGGGUCACUGAGAUUCUAGUCUCAUGACCUUCUCGAAGCCUAAUAUCCUUCAAGACAUCAUCUUUAACAACUGGCGGUGAUUAUGUUUCAACAUAUUAAUGGGCUGGAGAGGCGUUCAGUCCUACACUGAGCCUCAAUUGCUAUUUCUGUUUAAACAUUCUGUUUAGGACUAGAAUGUUCCUAAGUAUAUUUUUUGACUUCUGAAUAGAUACAUGAAAGAACCUGGCUAGUGGCAAGGAACACAGGGACCUUAGUGGGGACACUUCUGGGUAGAGCUGUGUCUGCCGGGCAGUCGCUCACUCACUGUGUCUGUGGGCGGGGACUGUGUCUUCCCUCCCUGUGACCAAUGCCAGCCUGUGGAACUUGGCCAAGCUGCUUGGUUGGCUGCAAGAUUUUGUACAGGCUUAAAAGAUGAUCACACCCCCUCUUCGUCUCUUCAAAGAUACCUCAUGAAGAUUUUUUUUUUUUUUUGAAUGUGCAAGGAAGGAUUACUUGAGUCACUGAUGAACUUUCUUGACAAGGGUGUCCUCUCCAACAUCUCGUCCAUCACCGACCUCGGUGGCUUUGACCCAGUGUGGCUUUUCCUCGUGGUGGGAGGAGUGAUGUUCAUUCUGGGGUUCGCAGGGUGCAUCGGAGCACUUCGGGAAAACACCUUCCUUCUCAAGUUUUUUUCUGUGUUCCUGGGGAUUAUUUUCUUCCUGGAACUCACGGCUGGGGUGUUAGCAUUUGUUUUCAAAGACUGGAUCAAAGACCAGCUGUAUUUCUUUAUUAACAACAACAUCAGAGCCUACAGAGAUGACAUUGAUCUACAGAACCUCAUAGACUUCACGCAGGAAUAUUGGCAGUGCUGUGGGGCUUUUGGAGCUGAUGAUUGGAACCUAAAUAUUUACUUCAAUUGCACAGAUUCCAACGCAAGCCGAGAGCGAUGCGGCGUGCCAUUCUCCUGUUGCACUAAAGACCCUGCGGAAGAUGUCAUCAACACUCAGUGUGGCUAUGAUGCCAGGCAGAAACCGGAAGUUGACCAACAGAUCGUAAUCUACACGAAAGGCUGUGUGCCCCAGUUUGAGAAGUGGCUCCAGGACAAUUUAACCAUUGUGGCUGGUAUUUUCAUAGGCAUUGCAUUGCUACAGAUUUUUGGAAUAUGCCUGGCACAGAAUUUGGUGAGUGACAUUGAAGCUGUCAGGGCUAGCUGGUAGACCCCUGCAACCACUGCUGUCAGACACUGGACUGAUCCCCCCCUGGAUGACUGACCCUCUGUGUGCCGGCCGGCUGAUGGCGGGCUGCAGAGGCCUGCAGUCUCACCUAAUGGAGCUGCCAAGAACUUAACUUUCUGUGGGGGUAGAACUGGGAAAUGCUGCUCACAGACGGAACUUUGAAAAAGAAAAACAAAACAGUGUGCAAGUCGCUGAGUCGAUGUGCCCUGAAUCUCUACUGUAGCCGUGAAUUGGUGAACGGAUGGAUGCUGCCAGAAGGGGAGAAGGGGGGGCUGGGCACCGCAUGCACUUGAAUUUAUGGAGAAUACAGCGCUGUCCACAUCUUGGUUAAAACUUGCACCCUUACCCCCACACCCCAGGGCCGGGUGUCUUGAAAUCUCAAAAUGCGCAUUUCCAGAAGCCAUCGCAUCUGUCCUCCAGAGAAGAAAACAGCUGCCCCCUAUGUUCAGAUUCUGAGAGAGGUGGAAUGGGUCACCUCAUAGCUUCUGCUCUCCAUCCUGAGUUUCCCCUUAAGAGAACUGGGUGUUGGCAGCCAGCUAGGGUGGCAGAGGCUGUGAUCCACAUUUCCACAGGACUGAUGUCUCCUCUGAGUGGCCAGCCUGAGCUCGGUGACAUCCAAGGAGAAAAUGAGGUUAACGAGAGACAUUAAUUAAACACUUCUUCACCCCACCUCACCAGACCAGUGGGUGGGUUCUUCUGAUAUUCUGGAAUACUCUGGGCUGUGUUUUGUGUUUUAUUUCUUUUUAUCAGUUGUUAUUUUGGUUCUUUUUUUUUUUUCUCCCAAAGGCAAAGGCUAUGACACAGUCCCUCUGUAAUGGUUUCUUAUUCAGCUUAAAUAGUAAAUUUUUGUAGACUCUUCACCUGCAUGUACCGUGACCCUAAAUCCACCAUGUUCUUUUCAGAGAGACAUUUGAGAGUGUUCAUUGGUGUUUACGUCAUAGGUAUCCAGCCUUGGAUGGUGUGGUGUGGUGUCCUAGCCACGGCUUUGUAUUCCUGAGGCCUCCCUGUCUUUCCCGGCAUCUAGCUCCGCUCCUACCAUUCCCCAUCCUCCUCACUGAGUGCUUUAAAGCCCAGUUCCAAAGUGGGGUUGACACUGUCAAAAAGCAUUUAAUGAGGUUUUUCUUUUUCUUUUCUUUUUUUUUUAUCCCUUUUUGCAACUUUAGUUUUGUCAGAUAUUAAAUAAAAAACAAGCCUAGUAUAGUGCAUGGCCAGAGCUCUGUCCUCGCUGAGGUAGCCUCAGGGUGGUAACAAAGCACAAAUAUUUGAGGGGCUACACCGAAGCCCGGCCAGGGUUCUGUGACGCUAGGUGGGAAGCCACCUUCAGGUUCUUCUCCUGCCCCGUGCCCACUGGGAGGGUAGAAUUUAGCCCCAGAUUUUCCCCCAGCUUGAGAUAACCCCUGGAUGUUGCGCUCACGGGGAGAUUUUAGUGGGCGGGUUGCCGGGAAGCCCCCAGGCUCUGUGAUAGCAGGAGCUCAUUCGCCAGCCAGCAUUCUGAGUAACGGCACCCCGGUUUUCCAUUUCCACAGCUCGUGCGUUGCCGUGGCUGAGGGAAGCAGUCUGCUCACAGGGAGGUCAGGCACACCUCUAAAGUCUCAUCUCCACCGUUUGGGUGUAUGUGGUUCUGCAUGUUUGUAUUGGUGUCUUUUAUAGGUAGAGAUAGUCAUUCCAUACGGGGAGGUGAGGUCACGUGACUUCACCCCUGUCCAUACCACAGCCGUCGCUUGUGAUGUCCUUCAACGCGGACUCUUGUGCUCUCUGAUUGGCACUUCUGUCUUCUUUAUUACCUCAUUCUCCAGUGAACUGCAUCUGGCCAGUUGAUUCAGAAUCAGGCAAGAUCCCUACCCCGUGGCACAUCCAAUGAAAGCCAAAACACAAGGCCAAGUGAGUUUUAAAUUUUAAUCACCCUUUAUUUUUUACACUCUUGAGUGAUUGUAAUAAAAGCUGUCAUUAAUAAACUCAGUUCUACCUUACAUGGGA